Molecule: messenger RNA, 1334 nt
Organism: Solanum lycopersicum (tomato)
Lineage: Eukaryota; Viridiplantae; Streptophyta; Magnoliopsida; Solanales; Solanaceae
Biological process (GO): protein ubiquitination
Cellular component (GO): membrane
Molecular function (GO): zinc ion binding; ubiquitin-protein transferase activity
Source: RefSeq, a predicted model, not a curated record
GCAAAACAUCAAAAACUCCACCUUUUUAAUCCACCAUUCCCCCACUUUUCUUAUUCUCUCUCCUUUCUUCUUUGCUCUGUUUUUUUUUUUUUCCAUUUCUCUCUGUACAUUGUUUUCUCCUUUUCUCUUUUAGAGAGAGAGAAAAAAAAAUGGUGAAUGAGUUUAUGGUAUGUGUUGAUAGGAUCAUAAUAGCAACAACAUGUUUUGGAGAUUCAUCAGUUACUAAUGGUGUUGGUGGGAGAGAAACCCUUUUGACUAAUGAUGCUGUAAAUGUUAAUUCUACUGUUGAAAUCAUCAAUUCAAGAAAAACCCAUCAAGAAAAAAUUAGUAUUAGUACUAGUACUUGUGUUGGUGGAGAAGGUUCUUCAAAGGGUAGUAGUAGUAGUAGUGUUAGAGAGUGUAGGAUUUGUCAAGAAGAAGAUGAAGAAACUGAUAUGGAAGCUCCUUGUGCUUGUAAUGGCACUCUCAAAUUUGCUCAUAGGAAAUGUAUUCAGAAAUGGUGCAACAAAAAAGGUGACAUCACCUGUGAAAUCUGUAAUAAGGUGUUUUCACCAAACUACACCCUUCCACCGGCAAGAAGCAACCCUGAUGUAAUGGCAAUUGAUAUCAGGCAAGCAUGGGGACCGGGCAUGGAUAUUAGAAAUCCUCAUUUUCUAGCUUUUGCUGCUGCUGAGCGUCAAUUCCUGCAAUCAGAGUAUGAUGAUUAUGCCAUUGCUAGCAGUGGGAGUCUAGCAUGUUUCCGCUAUGUUGCAAUCAUUUUGAUGCUACUCUUGCUGAUACGUCAAACCUUGAUGGUCACGAGGGACUUUGCAAUGGUGCAGGACCCAUCAACCUUCUUCAAUUUUCAGAUUUCACUUCUUCAGCUGGCGGCUUUCCUCCUCCCUUGUUAUGUAAUGGCUCGGACAUGGUACAUGAUACAAUGCCGGAGAAGGAGGCAGGGUUAAUAUGGACGAUGUUUGGUUAGCAUGAAUCUUUUGCAGCCUUUGUCGUCUCUUAUGAGGCGAAUGCUGCUGUACAUCAAUCUUCUCUUUCGAAAGAUUAUCUGUAUCUAUCUCCCGAGGUGCAAACGUUUAGUUAGUCCUCUCUUCGAGCUCUACAUAUAAGUUCUUCCUUAGUCUCUCUCCUUAGCUAGCGAACUCGGAAGCAAAUGUAAAUGUGAGGAUUUGAGUUCACAGGCAUGUUUUUUUUCUUCUGUAAUCUCAGUUUUAUUGGAUGUCAUAAAAACAAUUGACAAUCCAAAUGAAAUUUCUAAUGGAACAAGGAGUUUUCUGCAUUUUGUUGAGGGUAGCAUGCUUCACUCAAAUAUGUAUAUUUUAUAUAUCAUAAGUUUAUUA